CCUUAUUGACAUCCUUCUUCAGUAAAAGGCGGGUAAAUGGUGAUAAGGAACACAGCGUUUUGUUUUGAGAUUUCGCUACGGAGAGCCCCAGCACACUGCUUAUUUAUAGGCAGUAAUGGCGUGUAAGAGAGGAGCGCUCAUUGUGCUGGAGGGAGUGGACAAGGCCGGGAAAACCACGCAGUGCAAGAAACUGGUUCAUGCGCUGCAGCAGAGCGGCCGACCCGCAGAGAUGAUGAGAUUUCCCGACAGGACCACGACAAUCGGACAGCUGAUUAGCGCCUACCUGGAGAAGAAAAGUGAUUUGGAGGACCACACGGUGCACCUGCUGUUCUCUGCAAACCGCUGGGAACUAGUGCCUUUAAUGAAGAAGAAGCUGGAGCAAGGCACCACUCUGGUUGUAGACCGGUACGCCUUCUCUGGAGCUGCUUUCACCAGUGCAAAGCCAGGUUUCUGUCUGGACUGGUGCAUGAAACCUGACGUGGGACUGCCGAAGCCGGACCUUGUUAUGUUUCUACAGCUCAGUCCGACCGAGGCGGCUCUCAGAGGUCAGUUUGGAGAAGAGAGAUACGAGACCAGUGUUUUCCAAAAAGCGGUUCAACAGAAAUUUGAACAGCUGAUGAAAGAUCCUUCAGUCAACUGGCAGGUGAUUGAUGCUUCUCAGAGUGUUGAGGACGUGCACAAGAACAUCACGACGAUCAGCCUGAAUACUAUUAACGCAGCUCAGGAACUGGAGCUUGGAGAGCUGUGGAAGUGAACCUGAAGCAGUCUCUGUGAGACAAAGACCAUUUAAAUGACUAUGCUACACACUUCUCUUAACCCUCUUUUUUUGGAUGCAGAAGAGAAUGCCUUGGCUACGAGUUAAAUGUAAUUCCAUACCGUCUUGAAAUUGAAGAGAGGUGUACCAUUGUCAAAUAUCAGAUUUAUUUGUUUUUAAUCCUCUUACAUGUGUACUGUUCUUUCACCUGUCUAUAUAUUGUGUCGAUUAAAUAAAUAAUCUUCAAAU
This is a messenger RNA of Centropristis striata (black sea bass), 1003 nucleotides long. RefSeq names its product deoxythymidylate kinase (thymidylate kinase) (gene dtymk). Gene Ontology annotation, cellular component: cytoplasm; nucleus; cytosol. Gene Ontology annotation, biological process: dUDP biosynthetic process; dTTP biosynthetic process; dTDP biosynthetic process. The transcript is spliced from 5 exons. Lineage: Eukaryota; Metazoa; Chordata; Actinopteri; Perciformes; Serranidae. The coding region runs from base 116 to 754 and encodes 212 amino acids. The record is from RefSeq and is a predicted model, not a curated record. Gene Ontology annotation, molecular function: dTMP kinase activity; ATP binding.